Molecule: messenger RNA, 1979 nt
Organism: Sphenostylis stenocarpa
Lineage: Eukaryota; Viridiplantae; Streptophyta; Magnoliopsida; Fabales; Fabaceae
Source: the annotation of a GenBank genome assembly
AUGGUACUUCCGUCCCCUGCCAAAAUACUCAUUGGCCUCUCCUUAGACCCAAAUGACAGCAAGGAGCUUCUCUCAUGGGCAAUAAGAGUUCUAGCCAAUCCAAAUGACACCAUUGUGGCUGUGCAUGUGCUUGUUGCUGCGGAUAAGAAGAAGCGAGUCUCUGUCAGAAGAAGGCAAUCACAACUUAGACAGGCAAAAGCAUAUGUUAUAUCUGUGCUUGGAGAAUUUGCAGAGACCUGUUGGUCUAAGCAGGUUAAUUUGGAGGCCAGGGUUGCACUGAAUUCCACAGUUGGUGAAGGUUUAGUGGAGGAAACCAAGUCCAUCAAUGCUGACUUUCUUCUUAUUUGUGGCUCAAGAAACCGAACUAAUAAAAUUGGAACUUCUAAAGGAAUUACCAAGUAUUGCUUUGAGCAUGCACCUGAAGGGUGUACAAUUGUCUCUGUUGGAAGACAUAGGAAGGCAGAUCUAAGUGUCAAGUCAAACUCAACAUAUUUUCAAGAUAAUAAGCAACCAAGUUCAAGAUGGUUCAAGAAGGAAAAGCAAUGUGAUAAGAGUGUCUCCCCUGUUCUGGAAGAUUAUAUCUCAGGAAUCAAGGCUCAGAACGGUUCACCAAGAACAGUACUUGAUAGUCUAGAGGGACAAUCAAACAGCACAGAAGAUGAUACCUUUAGCACUAAGGUAUCAAGCACCACGUAUACCCCAUCAUUGGAUUCUAAGAUUAAGAGCCGAUCCAAGAUAAAACCACACUUCUCAUUUAGGUUCAUAGUCUCAUUCCUUGCUUCACCAUUUAGAAGGAAAAACUUAAACAUUUAUAAAAAUCAAAAGCGUCAGCCUUUGUUGAAGUGCUUCAGCUAUGAACAGAUAUCCAAUGCUACCAACGAUUUCCACCAAGAUAAUUUGGUUGGACGAGGUGGGUAUUCGGAAGUAUACAAAGGUGAUCUUUCAGAUGGACGAACCAUUGCUGUGAAGAGGUUGGCCAAGGACAACGAGAAUCCUAACAAGGAAAAAGAGUUCCUUAUGGAAUUAGGUGUUAUUGGACAUGUCUGUCAUCCUAAUACUGCAACUUUAGUGGGCUGUUGCAUAGAAAAUGGACUAUAUCUGAUAUUCAAUUACUCUCAAAAUGGAAAUUUGGCAACUGCAUUGCAUGGUAAAGGAAGAGAUUCAGUAGACUGGCCAAUCAGGUACAAAAUUGCCAUUGGUGUUGCAAGGGGUCUCCAUUAUCUCCAUAAACGUUGCAAGCAUCGAAUAAUUCACCGUGACAUCAAAGCCUCUAAUGUUCUUCUUGGUCCUGACUAUGAACCACAGAUUGCUGAUUUUGGGCUUGCAAAGUGGCUUCCUAACAAGUGGACUCACCAUGCUGUGAUCCCCGUAGAGGGCACAUUUGGAUACUUAGCGCCAGAGUACUUUAUGCAUGGAAUCGUGGAUGAGAAAACAGAUGUUUUUGCAUUUGGAAUUCUACUUUUGGAGAUUGUAACUGGACGGAGACCUGUUGAUUCAUCAAAACAAAACCUUCUCUUAUGGGCAAAGCCUCAAAUGGAAUCAGGGAAUAUUGCUGAGCUGGCUGACCCAAGAAUGGAAGGUAAGUAUGAUGGAGAGCAACUGUAUAGGGUAGUGCUAGCGGCUUCAUACUGUGUGAGACAAACUGCCACAUGGCGUCCUCCAAUGAGUGAGGUGCUAGAGCUGCUAACCAGUGGCGAAGACAGUGAGGUUGGAAAAAGCUGGAGGAUCCCAAAGUUCACCUCUGAUGAAUUGGAUGAUUACUCUAUGGUUUUUGGAUAUGAUUGGUGCUGCAACGAGACAGUCGAGCCCACAAGGGGGUGGUUUGGACUAGUGGCGCACGUGAAGGGGUAUGGGCUGGACCCACUCUGUAGCCCAUUUGACAGUGACCCCACUGUCUCCAUCUACAGCGUCUCGCACGCGUUAUCAUCUGUGUUAGCAUCUGUCACGCCUCCAAAUCUCUUCAUCCACCUCCUUCCCAC